GUCAAUUACGCCCGUAUGUUAAUUUUGCACUUCUUUUCUACAAAAACGCCGAAAUGCGACCUUGAUGGAUAAGACACGCGUCAAGCCGUCACACUCCAUUAAUCCCGAUGGGAAUUGAUCGGUUGAUUAAGAUGAUCGAGGGGCUCUAAUGGAUGUCAAAAACGGGGCAUCGAGAUGUGUGUUUUGCAAUCGGCUCACCUUGGAAGGGGUUGCAGGCCCCUUCUUCCAACCACUACCCAUAUAAAUAUCGCCAAAAUGACGACACCUGACAUACACACAACCAACAAUCAACAAUACCAAACAUGAGGCUUUUGACUGUCUUCCUUGUCAUCUUCACCGUCGCCGUCCUGGCUCAAGAAGAAGUCAAAAAGACGACGAAAAGAGGAGCGGUGGGUUAUGGAUACGGAUAUGGCGGCUACGGACUCGGGGGAUAUGGGAGCUAUUAUGGUGGCGGCUAUCCAUACUACUCGUCGUACUACAGCCCCGUUGUUACUAAAGUGAGCUACGGAGUCGGACACGGGUAUUACGGGGGCUAUUAUCCGUACUACAGCGGUUAUCACGGUUACGGCGGUUAUGGCGGUUACGGUGGUUACUACGAUUGGUGAUUUUUGUGUAUUUGCAAGUGAUUAAUAAAUAUUUAAUUGUGACUA
Tribolium madens (black flour beetle) is the source of this 650-nucleotide messenger RNA. Its product is annotated as keratin-associated protein 19-2-like. The transcript has 3 exons. The coding region runs from base 303 to 605 and encodes 100 amino acids. The record is from RefSeq and is a predicted model, not a curated record. Lineage: Eukaryota; Metazoa; Arthropoda; Insecta; Coleoptera; Tenebrionidae.